Messenger RNA from Limanda limanda (common dab), 2562 nucleotides. RefSeq names its product RAB24, member RAS oncogene family (gene rab24). Lineage: Eukaryota; Metazoa; Chordata; Actinopteri; Pleuronectiformes; Pleuronectidae. Bases 491 to 1105 code for a protein of 204 amino acids. The record is from RefSeq and is a predicted model, not a curated record. Gene Ontology annotation, molecular function: GTPase activity; GTP binding. The transcript has 9 exons.
CAAACGAAGCUCAGCUGGAUAUUGUGGUGUCCUAGGAAAACACGGAGCAGCUCUGUGUGUUGUCAUCUCCAGAGGAGGAGCUCCAUCCUCUGUAAACCACAGACGAUGUUUAACCCCUGUGUCUGUCACCGUAUCUAACCUGCUCCUGAUUCCAACCCUUGCACAACAACUCUGUCUGGGUGUAGCUAGCUAGCUGCCUGUGUACAGCCUGAGCCCGGACACACACUCACACACACAGCAGGUUUAUAUGUGAGCUGAGCAAGGCAGAGAUGACGAGCGGGUUGGUGACAGGCUUUUCUUUAAAGCGAGUGUGGUAGACCCGGACCACCGACCCGGUUUGGUUCGGCUCCCGGUGCUGAGGAUUUGUUGAGUCAAGCUAGCUCCAAGCACACCGACCAGCCCACCUAGUGGCCUCACAAGGUGACUGCCCCCUGGCCCGCACUGUUUGCUGUGCUGUGGCCUUGUCUCACCUUUUCCAGACACUGUUAAUAUGACUGCAAUGCGUGUGGAUGCCAAAGUGGUGAUGCUAGGAAAGGAGAGCGUGGGGAAGACCAGCUUGGUGGAGAGAUAUGUUCAUCAUCGCUUCUUGGUCGGGCCCUAUCAGAACACUAUUGGUGCAGCUUUUGUUGCCAAAGCCAUCCAAGUGGGAGAGAAAGUGGUUACCCUGGGAAUAUGGGACACAGCUGGAUCAGAGCGCUACGAAGCUAUGAGCAGAAUCUACUACAGAGGAGCCCGGGCGGCCCUGGUCUGCUAUGAUCUUUCUGACAGCAGCAGCUUCAAGCGAGCUCGGUUCUGGGUGAAAGAGCUGCAAAACUGUGAAGAAAACUGUAAAAUCUACUUAUGCGGCACUAAGAGUGAUCUGGUGGAAGGAGACCGGAGCUUGCGCCAAAUCGACUACCACGACGCUCAGGACUUUGCUGAAGAGAUUGGUGCACAACACUUUGAGACCUCCAGUAAAACGGGAAAGAACGUGGAUGAGUUAUUCCAGAAGGUUGCUGAGGUUUACAACAGUACGGCCUUCCAGUACAUGACGGCAGAAGAAACUGGCGUGGACUUGGGCCAAAAGAAAGACUCCUAUUUCUACACCUGUUGUCACAACAACUGAUGCCGAGCAACAUGAAGGGAAACAGAAGUGGUCACCGUCUCUCAGCUGGAGUCAAACCUGGCUGGGUGUCGGAUAUCUCCGCUUUGGAUCUGGAAUCCAAAUCACAGAAGGAAAAGAGGUCAAACAGUGCUGUUCUUUGUUAGAUAUGUUUAUUUCUUUUGUGCCAUAAGGAACAAAAGGCUGCAAAACUAUGGAGAAGGAUUUGCUACAGCUGGGACUGUUUCUGGGUGGGGAGGGAUUUUUAAAAAAACAACACUUCCACCUUUUUCCUCAGUUAUGUCCUGUGUUAUAUCCCAACAUCAGCUGGUCACUGUAGCUCUGAGCUGGACCACAUUAUGGGAGUGAACAUGACGUUUUAGUGACCUGCAGUGGUGAGGAAGUUAAAACAGUGCAGACUGGAAGGAAGGAUCCUCUCAAACCAGACUGGCAGAGAAAACUUGAUUGAUGCUGUUUAUUGAGGUGGCGACUACAGACAGUGCUACAGGGUGGUGAAUGGUUUGUUUACAGCAGUUAAUUUUUGUUUACAUCAAACUGUUUUUAAGCUCGUUGUGGGAGCAAAUCUGUUAGGCCUGCACAUCUUCAAUGAUGCCUAUACAAUUGUAGUGAAGAUGAGGACACAUGACUCUAAGGUCCUCAGUCGUACUUCACUGAAAUGAACCUUAACGAAACAUUUGCAAAUCUGGUAUAACUUAUGAAUGAAAGGAUACCAGUGAUCUUUAUAAAGGCCUUUAUAUGCACAGUAGAAAGGACAGGACAAUGCAUGUGUCCCAAAUGAGCUUUCUAGAGCAUUGGCUCGCUACUGUUUACCACAGCUUUUACCAUGUGACAGCUAUGGAUGUAAUAAGAGAACUGAGGCUGGGCAGUCAUGGAGCCUUCCUGCUAAUUUCUCCCCUCUGGCUGCUUGUGACACUGAAUUAGACCAAGGUUAUCAAAGACAUGUCUGUCAAACUGUGGACAGGAUACCCACAAUUGUUCACGCUUCGUAUGACGACUUUUUAAACCAAAAACACGAGAAAUAUAAUAUAUAAGAGUCCAUUUCUUGUAAUACAUCCAUGCUGACUGUAUGUACAACACACAUCUAAGUUAUCUUUGGCAGCAAAAGCUAAACUGAUCGGGAAAGUAUUUUACAUUUGAACUCUAAACGUUCUUCUUUGUACUUCUGAAUGGAUGUCACACAUUCAGAAAUAUGACUAUCAAAUUCAUUUCUGGUAGUGAAACGAUCCUUCAGCGCUCCACCUACUUAUCUAAGCUUCCCUCUGCUGUGAUGAUGAACCGCAGAUUUAACCAACACAGGAAGAAGCCUUGUGGCUGAAUGGUGUAACAUUGUACAUACUGUCAACUCUCGAUGUUCUCAGAACCAGAUCUUCAGCUCUAUUCAACACUCAAGCCUCUAAUUUAUUGCCUUUUUUAUUUGUGCUGCCAGAUGUUGGAAAAUAAACAGACACCAUCUUAGUUUU